CGGCGGCGUUAAUUGGACUUUGGAGCCAACGUGUUUCUCUUGGUCCGGCCACGCGCGGUUGACUUGGCUCUUCCUCUUCUUCUUCUUCUCUUCCAAUUCCAUUCCAUUCGUCGGAGAGAGAGGAGAAGAUGCUGUCGUGGAAGUUCAGCCGGAAGGGCGCCACGGGCUUCUCCUGGGCCUCCACCGCCGACGAGGUCACCGCCGGCGUCACCGCCUCUGGCCUCACCGCAAUAGUCACCGGUGCGUCGAGCGGGAUCGGCGCGGAGACGGCGCGCGUGCUGGCCGCGCGCGGCGCCCACGUCGUCAUGGCCGUCCGCAACCUCGCCGCCGGCGACACCGUGCGCCAGGCCGUCCUCGCCGAGACCCCCGCCGCCAGCGUCGACCUCAUGGAGCUCGACGUCUCCUCCCUCGCCUCCGUCCGCAACUUCGCCGCCGACUUCGCCGCCAGGGGCCUCCCGCUCAACAUCCUCGUCAACAACGCGGGAAUAAUGGCGACCCCUUUCACCCUCUCAAAGGAUGGCAUCGAGAUGCAGUUUGCGACUAACCACGUCGGGCAUUUUCUUUUGACACAUCUUGUGCUGGACACCAUGAAGAAGACCUCUCGCGAAUCAAACGUGGAAGGAAGAAUCGUCAUUGUUGCCUCGGAGGGGCACAGGGUUACGUACAAGGAAGGCAUCCGUUUCGCCAAGAUAAAUGAUGAGCAAGGGUAUGGCACCCUUGCAGCAUAUGGGCAGUCCAAGCUUGCCAACAUUUUACACGCCGGUGAACUUGCCAGGAGAUUUAAGGAAGAGGGUGUUAACAUCACUGCCAACUCCCUGCAUCCUGGAUCCAUCCUCACAAACCUUCUUCGCAACCGCGGCAUCAUAUAUGCCUUUGCCUCUGUGUUUGCAGCCAUCGAGCGGACGCUUGGUAAACUGCUGCUCAAGAACAUCCAGCAGGGGGCUGCGACGCAGUGCUACUUGGCGCUGCACCCGGACGCCAAGGGGGUGUCGGGCAAGUACUGGUGCGACAGCAACCUGUACGAGCCGAGCGACAAGGCCAAGGACGCGGAGCUGGGGAAGAAGCUAUGGGACUACACCCUCGACCUCGUCGCCUGACGUGAAGAAUACCUUAUCUGGUUUGGUUUGGUUGAUGGAUGGAUGCGUGCGUCAUGUGCAUGUACUCCCGAUAUGGAGAGAUGAGAUGAAGGAUGAGGGGACGACGAAAUGAAUCCCUCCCCAGGACGUCGAUGCGGUAUCUAUCUGGGCUGUGAGAUACUCAUACUCUUUUCUGCGGUUCCUGUGUAUUGUAUACAUACGGGGAUGAAAUCAGAAUGAAAUACACAAUAUAUUUUAAUUAUGUA
Messenger RNA from Aegilops tauschii subsp. strangulata, 1342 nucleotides. Lineage: Eukaryota; Viridiplantae; Streptophyta; Magnoliopsida; Poales; Poaceae. The record is from RefSeq and is a predicted model, not a curated record.